Messenger RNA from Somion occarium, 795 nucleotides. Lineage: Eukaryota; Fungi; Basidiomycota; Agaricomycetes; Polyporales; Cerrenaceae. The record is from the annotation of a GenBank genome assembly.
CUCCAUCAAGCGCACUACGUCUCAUGCAUAGUGCCAACAGUCCCUUUGAUUCACGGCCAGAGCAUUGCUGAAACCGAAUUUCUCUCAAAAGAACUCGUUUUCAUGGCACAAGCAAGGGGAUUGCGAAGAGAUGCAUCGAUAUGGAAAAUGUGAUAAAGCUAUGGUGCUGUACGGAGGAGCUUGCAUAUACCGUAUAGACGAUGCAAUAAUUGCUAAUAACGUAUGACACUGUGCUCAAACCUGGCAAUGAUAAUGUCGCAUCCUGUUCGAAUGCCAGUGGGUGACGUUUACUCGGUUUUCUCUUUGUCGUAGCGAGUCAUAAUCUGCCCAUCCGUGCUCUUAUUGGUGUUCGAUGCCCAUCGGUUCCUUCUUCGUUGCCUUGAGCCAAAAUUGGCAAGGCAUAACAGAGAACGUGUAUCAAGGUUGUCAGAAUAUUUAUAUUCUUGUAUACAUCUCAGUCGCACACACAUUGAUAACUUCUGGAGAUCUCUCGCUCGGAACCUUAUCAUUUAUUGAAUCUGCGCCGUUCCGCCAGCAUAUCAUGCAUAUCCCCGAUUGGUCCCUCAUAGAAUCCAGCUUUCAACCUGCUGAAUCCUUAAAGCUUAACCCAGUGCCUCAGGGCGGGACCUACCAUUCGUCAUUGAGAUCUUGGCUUGCCUAGAGCUUCUGGGCGCAUCGCCCAAUUGUACGCCUGAUAGUGGUGCCGAUGUAUUCGGUCGUGCGUGUUAUAAUUUGCUACCACUGGAUCUCAACGGAUCGUUCGUCAGCUUCUCAUAUGUUUGAAGAAUAUUUCAC